This is a messenger RNA of Panicum virgatum (switchgrass), 495 nucleotides long. RefSeq names its product ubiquitin-like-specific protease 1D. The record is from RefSeq and is a predicted model, not a curated record. The transcript has 7 exons. Bases 162 to 464 code for a protein of 100 amino acids. Gene Ontology annotation, molecular function: cysteine-type peptidase activity. NCBI's taxonomy places the organism in Eukaryota, Viridiplantae, Streptophyta, Magnoliopsida, Poales, Poaceae. Gene Ontology annotation, biological process: proteolysis.
GAGGCAAAAAUGUUCAAGUUGUUCUAUUGGACACAGAUACAUCCAUUGAAAGGGAUGGAGUGAAGGUACACUAUCCUUCAAGGGGACAUGAUGAUUCCAUAGAACUUUCUAAUGAAGAUCUAUCAUGCCUUGAGUCUGAAUCACAAUUGUCCUCGCCUAUAAUGAACUUUUACAUUAGGUACCUAUGGGAACAAAUGCCAUCAAUUAGUAGAAUAAGAGGCAAUUACCACAUUUUCAACACAUACUUCUUCAACAAACUUGAAGACUUUGCAUCAAAGGGUUCAGAGGUGGACAGCGCUGAUUGUUUCUUAAAGCUGAGAAGAUGGUGGAAGGGUGUGGAUAUAUUUAGGAAGGACUAUAUACUGUUUCCUGUGCAUGCAGAUGCACACUGGAGCUUGGUCAUCGUAUAUAUGCCAGCCAAAGAAGACCACUCAGGACCCAUGGUGCUUCAUUGGAUUCACUGAAGGGGCAGGUUCACCAGAGCAAAAAUAUUUU